AUGGUUGAAGUGGAAGAUUCCAAACAAGAGGUUGAGGCACAAGUUGAAGAGACAAUUGAUGUUGAAGCUAAAAAGGUACCGGAAGAGUUGAAAGUUCAAGAAGUGAACCGGGAAGAGGUUAAGGAAAAGUUAUCGGUAAAUAUUCCAUUGGUGGAAGCAUUUCAAGAGAUACUGGGUUUUGUUAAGUAUUUAAAAGACUUGAUAACCAAGAAGAAAACCACCAAGAAUGAUGUGGUGAAUGUGACUCACCGGGUUAGUUCCAUCAUUGCAACAACCACCGUUCAAGAGAAAGAAGACCCGGGAGCUUUUGCCAUUCCAUGCACUAUUGGGGUGCGUGAUUUUGCAAGAGCUCUUUGUGAUAAUGGGGCUAGCAUCAACUUAAUGCCUCUUACUAUUUAUAAGCAAGCGGGGUUAGGUAUGCUGAGGCCUACAAGUAUGAGGAUGCAAAUGGCUGAUCGUUCCAUAAAGAGACCGGUGGGAAUUGUUGAUGAUGUGCUUUUGAAAGUGGGGGAGUUCCAUUUACCCACCAAUUUUGUAAUCCUUGAUUGUGCAGUUGACAAAGAAAUCCCUAUCAUCUUGGGGAGACCAUUUCUUGCUACAGGAAGAGCACUUAUGGAUUUGGAACAAAAUGAGAUCAAGUUCCGUGUGAAUGAUGAAGAGUUCACAUUCCAAGCAAGCAGGGUAUGA
Molecule: messenger RNA, 687 nt
Organism: Nicotiana tabacum (common tobacco)
Lineage: Eukaryota; Viridiplantae; Streptophyta; Magnoliopsida; Solanales; Solanaceae
Source: RefSeq, a predicted model, not a curated record